Molecule: messenger RNA, 1164 nt
Organism: Penicillium atrosanguineum
Lineage: Eukaryota; Fungi; Ascomycota; Eurotiomycetes; Eurotiales; Aspergillaceae
Exons: 3
Coding region: 1-1164 (387 amino acids)
Biological process (GO): peptidoglycan biosynthetic process
Molecular function (GO): D-alanine-D-alanine ligase activity; metal ion binding; ATP binding
Source: RefSeq, a predicted model, not a curated record
AUGUUAUCUACAAAGCCGGUGGUUGCUGUCUUGUACCAGGCUCUCGCGCCGCCCAUGUAUGGGGGGGUGAGCAAGCCGCCUAAACCUGGUGGUUACCGUGACUCUGGCUCUGAUGUUGCAUAUACAUUGAAAAACGCUGGAAUAUCCGUCCUCACACCGGUAGACUCUCCAGACCCGGCAAACCAGGACCAUUGGUGUUUUCCCGACACCGAGACAGGCAUUCUCGAAGCGCUGCAGAAGGGUGCAACACACCUCUGGGCCAAUACAGUCCUCUUUGCAGACCACCCUAUUCAAGCAUCUGCUAAAUUGACCCCGUUUGAAACUCGUGUUAGAGUCGUUGGUCAGCCGCCGCUUUGUGCAGAUCGAUUUGACGACAAGUCGUUCGUGAAUGAUGAACUACGGCGGUAUGGCGGUCUGAAACUACCUAGAUCAUGGACAGUGCAUGAUCCACAAUCAAAGAAAGAUGACCCUGCUACGGUUCAGCAAACUUUGGAUAAUGUUCUCGCCACAAUUAAAGAGAGCGACUACCCGAUCGUCGCGAAACCGGUUCGUGGACGAGGUAGCCACGGCGUCAAGAUUUGCCGCAAUUCAACUGAACUGAAAGAGCAUGUCACUCAAUUACUCGACGAGUCGCCGUGUGUUUUGUUAGAAGAAUACCUCACCGGGGAAGAAGGUACUAUUACUAUCAUGCCUCCAUCUCAACAGCCGGCAUCAGGAAUAGAAUGGUCAGAUCGCCAUGCAAGCCACUGGGCCCUGCCGCCUGUGACUCGAUUCAACCACGUUGAUGGCAUCGCUCCUUACAGUGGCAAAGUGGCUGUCACUGUCAACUCGCGGGCUGUGUCCGCCGCGGAGAUCGAGGCCGACUCCGCCUACUCAGAGAUCAUGAGGGAUUGUGAAAAGGUUGGAAGCUUGUUACAGACAGCAGCGCCACUGAGAAUUGAUAUUCGAAGGUUUGGUCCGAAUUCAAAUUUUGCUUUGUUCGACAUUAACAUGAAGCCGAACAUCACCGGCCCUGGUCGCCCUGGUCGUGACGAUCAAACAAGCCUGAUGGGACUCGCAGCCGGAAGCAUGGGCUGGGACUACCCAAAGUUCCUACAAUAUGUGCUUGGAUCAGCGCAGAGCCUGGGCCAACUUCGCAAUUUCACGAGUCCUUUACUUGGCUGA